Patella vulgata (common limpet) is the source of this 2674-nucleotide messenger RNA. RefSeq lists its product as uncharacterized. NCBI's taxonomy places the organism in Eukaryota, Metazoa, Mollusca, Gastropoda, Patellidae. The transcript is spliced from 4 exons. The coding region runs from base 41 to 1420 and encodes 459 amino acids. Gene Ontology annotation, molecular function: zinc ion binding. The record is from RefSeq and is a predicted model, not a curated record.
ACGAAAUAUCGCUCUCCGAAACUUCCUGGUUUCUUUUGCAAUGGGGUUGUCCGCUCGCGCACUGAUUCUCAGGUGGCGCCACUGGAUUAUGGGUUACUCUUUCACAGCAGACGGCAAAAUCAUGGCGGAAAAUAAUUACGGUCGAUUUACUGUUGGAAAAUUGAAAGACGAGUUAGCUAAACGAGGUGCAAGGACAACGGGCAGAAAAGAGGCACUUAUUGAGAGGUUAGAUGCCUAUGAUAAAAAUGAUAACUUUAGAAAUCCUGUUAUCCAUCUUCCUGAGUACACAAUUCCACAGUGGCCUAGUUCAGGAUUUCGACAACUUGUAUCUGAACACAGAUCAACGUUACCAAAAGUUGAUAGAUGUCAAAUAGAUGGUUAUUUUAAAUACAGAAUGGUAUCUGAUCAUGGGAUGGCCAAUGAUUUAAAAGCACUGCAGAAAGGAGAGAAGUUGAUGGAAAGUGAUCGAGUUUCUGCAUGCAGUUUAUGUGAAAUAGAUACUUGUAUUUACUUUACAGGAAUUGUUGCUGCUGCAAUGAAAAAGAAGUUAACUUACAACUAUAAACUCAGCGUUGAAAAAAGUAGUGGUGAAAUUGUAAAUAGUCACUGUGAAUGUCCUGCUGGUAAAGGCCCACAUGGAACCUGCAAACAUCUGGCUGCAGUUUUACUGAUGCUGGUUAAAUUCAUUGAAGAUGGGCAGUGUAAAAUCAAGAGAAGUUGUACUGAGAAUUUGCAAUCUUUCCACAUGCCAAAAAGGCAAUAUGAAGGAUCCCCGGUAAAAUCAGAGAAUUUCCCUGCAUCAAAACAACCUUGUUUAGAUGAUCCACGUCCUUCAGCGCAUCGCAACAAGCCUGGCUUUGAAGCUGAUGUUAGGAACCGUGUGUACAACUACUGCUCUACAGAACAAACUGAUUUAACGGUCAAAUUUUUAUAUCCCAAAGCUGAUAUUUUAACUGCAGUUAAAGACCAUGAUUAUUUAAUGUUACCAUUUACGCAAUAUUGGGUUGACAGUUAUUUUCAGAUAAAAGAGGCUGAAGCAAUAAAGCUAGAGGCAGCUACAAGGAGACAAAGUUUGUGUUUAAAAUGGCAUGAUGCCAGGGAGUGGCGUUUGACUGCAUCUCGAUUUGGGGAUGUUAUGCAUAUGACUGCAAGACGAAAUAUUGACAAACUUUGUGAAAGUAUUUGUUUUCCACCUGUUCUUAGUGGCCCGCCUGUAAUACAUGGUCUUAAAUUUGAAACUGUUGCAUGCAAAUCUUUCGAAGAAAAGACGGGUUUCAUUGUGUCUAAAUGUGGAGUUUUUGUGCACCCAAGUUAUCCGUAUCUUGGUGCAACUCCUGAUGGAGUAAUUGAUGAUAAUAAAAUAAUUGAAAUUAAAUGUCCAUAUACAGGAAGGGAUUUAAAUAUUGCUCCGGGAAAAUAAUUCCCUUAUCUGGAAUAUUUGGAUGGUAGCAGCAAAGUCAGGCUUUCUAGAAACAGUCGAUAUUAUUCUCAGGUACAAGGACAGCUUUAUUUAUCUAAACACCAGUUAUGUUUUUUUAUAAUAUUUACACAUAAAGAUCUUUAUAUAGAAAAAAUAGAAAUUGACAAUGAUUAUUGUAAAGGUUCUUUAUUGCCUAAGCUUGAAUUAUUUUAUCAUAAAUAUUUAAGACCUUAUAUUGCAUCUCAUUUAUAAUUAUAACAAUGGUGAUAUGUACAAUUACAACAGUUCUGUAAAACAAAAUUAAUCAAUUUGAUAUCAGAUUAAACAAGACCUUAUAUAAAGCAUCCCUUUUAUAACAACGGUGAUAUUUACAAUUUCUACUAAAUCACUACUGGGCUAAAUCAAAUGCCUUCUUAUGUACAUCACAUAUUUCCAUUGACUAAGUAUAUGUCAUGUUGUUUAUAGGAAUGUAUAAUUAUCCUGUUUCACUUAAAAGUGUCAGGCUUACAUUGGUGAUAAAUUAGCCUACAGAGUCGGUGGGGGGUGGUGGCUGGAGUGCAAAAUAUUUAUAUGCAAUAAUUAAAUAGUCUUUUUUCAUGUUUUUUUAUUUUUAAAUAAAAACGUGUCAUGCAGUGCUUUUCAGGUUACACAGGAUUGUCUGAGAACCAGAAUAUUUUUUGUAAGGCCUUAUAACAAUGGUGUUAUGUACAAUAUAUAAAAAUUAGAACACGACUAUUAUAUUGAUAAACAAAGGUUGCAUGGUACUUGUCCGCUUCCACAGAAGUGUUAUCUCUUGAAAGUUUUUAAUAAGAGAUUUUCUCUUUUAAUAGCCGCUACCAUCAUUCAUGGCAAGUUAUAUAUACAUUACUCAAGUGUGCUACAUUUACCUAUAAUUGCAGGUCUUUCUUUUGGCCUUAAAUGUUAUAAUAAAUUAUCAGACAUUUAUUAACGUACACAAUCAAUGCACACAUCUUGUCGAAACUACAGACAUUGACAACUUGGCUUACAAUAAAGUAAGUUGAAUAAAAUUUUCAAUAUAUUCAUUUUGCAUUAUCUAUUUUUGAACUAUCAUAGCAAGAACAAUCGGCUCUUAUCUAAAUUUUACAUAAUGUAUUUUUAAGAGACUUGUACAAUGCAAAGAUUGUGUACUAUUGUUUUUAUUAAUAUAGGUAUAUGUUAUGUUAUAUAAAAGGCUUUAUUUAUGAUAUUAAAUACAUGUAGUUACAGUAAUAAACACACUAUUAUAUUACAGGC